Messenger RNA from Gracilinanus agilis (Agile Gracile Mouse Opossum), 6645 nucleotides. RefSeq names its product apoptosis associated tyrosine kinase (gene LMTK1). Gene Ontology annotation, biological process: brain development; peptidyl-tyrosine autophosphorylation. Gene Ontology annotation, molecular function: protein tyrosine kinase activity; ATP binding. The record is from RefSeq and is a predicted model, not a curated record. The transcript has 12 exons. Lineage: Eukaryota; Metazoa; Chordata; Mammalia; Didelphimorphia; Didelphidae.
GAGGUCUCACUCCCCAUGGCCAAGCAGCCUGGGAGAUCAGUUCAGCUGCUCAAGUCCACAGACCUGGGACGCUACAGCCUCCUGUACCUGAAGGAGAUUGGCCAUGGCUGGUUUGGGAAGGUAUUCCUGGGUGAGGUCAAUUCAGGCAUCAGCAGCACCCAGGUGGUGGUGAAGGAGCUGAAGGUGAGCGCCAGCGUUCAGGACCAGAUGCAGUUCCUCGAGGAGGCCCAGCCAUACCGGGCUCUUCAGCACAGUAACCUGCUUCAGUGUCUGGCCCAGUGUGCAGAGGUGACUCCGUAUCUGCUAGUGAUGGAGUUCUGCCCAUUGGGAGACCUCAAGGGUUAUCUGCGUAGCUGCCGGGUGGCAGAGUCCAUGGUCCCAGAUCCCCUGACCUUGCAGCGGAUGGCUUGCGAGUUGGCAUGUGGAGUCCUUCACUUACACAAGAACAACUAUGUGCACAGUGACCUAGCCUUGAGGAACUGCUUACUCACUGCAGACCUGACUGUGAAAAUUGGGGACUAUGGCCUAUCUCACUGCAAGUACAAAGUAAUUUGACAUUCUCUCCUCGUGCUGACUGUGCAUGCUUGGCAGGAUGACUAUUUUGUGACAGCCGACCAGCUGUGGGUGCCACUACGCUGGAUUGCCCCUGAACUCAUCGAUGAGGUGCACAGCAACCUCCUCGUCGUGGACCAGACCAAGGCCAGCAAUGUCUGGUCGCUGGGUGUGACAAUAUGGGAACUGUUUGAGCUGGGCGCCCAGCCCUACCACCACUACUCCGAUCGCCAGGUGCUUACCUACGCCAUCAAGGAACAGCAACUCAAGUUACCCAAGCCUCAGCUGAAGCUGUCACUCUCAGACCGCUGGUAUGAGGUGAUGCAAUUCUGCUGGCUCCAGCCGGAGCAGAGGCCCACAACAGAGGAGGUGCACCUGUUGCUAUCCUACCUGUGUGCCAAGGGGACCACAGAGGCUGAGGAAGACUUUGAGAAGCGAUGGAAGUCCCUGAAGCCCAGCGGGACCAACGGAGCCAGCCACCUGGGCAGUGUGGCCGAGCUGUCCUCCAGUUUCCCGCUCCUGGAGCAGUUCUCGGGAGAUGGCUUCCAUUCAGAUGGGGAUGAUAUCUUGACAGUGAUGGAGACCAGCCACGGGCUCAACUUUGAGUACAAGUGGGAACCCAGCCGAGCCGAGGCCUUCCAGACUCCCACGGGGACCCUCAGUCCCCGCCAUGCUGCUCACUACCAGGACCUCUACUACCCGGCUAGCUCCUCGGCCAGCCACCUGAGCCUCGGGGUUUCACCUUCUUGCUAUGAGUGCCCACCGCCGGGGGUGGUGCCCAUCCUCAGUGCCCACAGUCCUUCUGUGAGUAGCGAGUACUAUAUUCGCAUUGAGGAACCAGCUGACUGUGAUCUGGACUUCACCAUGUGUUCCUCCAGCCCAGAGUGCCAGCAGGCAUCCCCUGAGGUGGCUGCCACCCCUUGGCAUGACAAAGAAGGACCCGUGGGGGGUGCUUAUGACUCAGACAGCAGCCCUACUGUGUCACUGACUAUGGAACCACUCCUGGGGCAAGGACCUGCUGGGGAGGGGCCCUGGGAUAACCCCGACGACUACUACUCCCAUAUGAGCUGUAGCAAAGACUCACUCUGUUACCAGCCUUCCCCUGCAGGGGAUUCACAGACCGAAGACAGUUUGUUGGGGGAAUGCAGGGAGGGUGCCAGCAAGGACUGGGGCAUUCCAGGCUUCCACCAGUCUUUUUUUGAGGACCCCCUAGGAGUGUCCCCCUCAGGGAAUUCUGUGACCCAGGAGUCACCAGGUGGGGAGGAGGUAAUGGUGGGAGAAUCAAAGGAACAGGGAGCCCCGGGCAGCCCUCCUGAGUCAGUAACAAUAGAGCUAGGGGAACAGGACAGUCUGCCCAGCAGCAGCACCCCACAUGAAGCCACGGAGGAGGUGAGCUUGGUUGCCCAGCAGAGACACUGGACUUCCAACAUGUCUGCCAAUAACAACAUCAACAGUGGCUGCCCCCCUGACCCCUGGGCCACUCACUUUGUAGACUCCUACUUGGGAUCAGGAGAAGGCCUGGCGCCAGGACCCGAACCGUGUGAGAUCCCUGCCACAGACUGUGUAGCAGAGCCCCCGCCCCUUCCUGAGGGUCCUGGGCAGGAGCCGGGGAGCCCCCCUACCUCCAUUCACCACCGCCAGGCAGAGGAGGACCCAGCCCCUGUGGCUAUCUCCCCCUCGCAGGGGAUGGACAGAGAGACUGCCCAGAAUGGCAGUGUCUAUGGUGGGGCUGAUCCGAGCGCCCCCAAGGAAGCCGCAGCCCCUGCUGUGUCCCCAGCCCCAUCUCCCUUGCCCUCACCCUCCCAGGACCGAGACCCCCUUCUCAGCAGGGCGGCUGGCCAUCUUGUCCUCGUUCCCAAGCCAGACUCCCCUGUGCCGUGGGAUACUAGCCAGAGUAAGAGCCGUGAGCCAGAGCAGGUGCUAGACAGCAAUGGGAGCUUCCCCGAGCUAGAAGGGCCGGGGAGUGAGGAUGAGGACACGACAGAGGCCACCUCUGGUGUCUUCACAGACUUUUCCAAUGACUUCCUUACUGAGAAGCCCGACUCAACACCCGCAUUCCGGUCCCUCCAGAAGCAGGCGGGCACUCCGGAUUCCCUGGAGUCGCUGGACAUCCCGUCCACAGCCAGUGAUGGUGGGGAGAUAUCUAGUCCGACCGUGUCCUACCCUAGUGCUGGGCAGCCCCGGGCCCUAGACAGUGGCUAUGACACGGAGAACUAUGAGUCCCCGGAGUUUGUGCUGAAAGAGCCCCAUGAGCCUCGGGACCCUGAGGACUUUGGGCCCCUAGGAAAGGAAGAUGAGAGCCCUGGAUUAGAGAUGCGGCUUUCUUCCUCCAUUAGCACUGAGCUGCAUGGUCUGAAUGAGAAAAACCCCUAUCGAGACUCAGCCUACUUCUCUGACUAUGACACAGAGUCAGAGCGGCCUGCCCAGGGGAAGGAGGAGGAGGAGGAGGACAGUGAGGCUGGGGAAGGAGAGCCUAGCCUGGCAGACUUUGAGGCCCAACAGCUCUCCCCCAAUAAUCAGGAAAUAUCAACAGUGGAGGAAGCAGGUGCUCGGCCUCCUCUUUCCCCUUCUGGGGAGCCCCCUCCAGAGGUAAUGGUCAACCCCACCAUCAAAGAGCAAGACCAAGAGAGCCCCACAGAGCAGGCAGAUGGGGCGGCCCCUGCUCUUGUCCCUGCCCCUGCCCCUGCCCCUGCCCCUACUCCAUCCAAAAUAUUCUCCCUGACCCCUGUCCUGCCAAGUCCAGAGGAUGGUGAGGUUGGGGAAAGCUGCCACAAAACCCAGGAGGCCCCAGACCUGUUCCCCACCCCAGCAGACCUGGUUCCUGGGGCAGAGGUGCAGGAAUGGAAGGGGGCCACAGCCUGUGAGGUACCCCCGUGUCCCAAAGCAAAGGCAGGGGAGAAGCCAGCCCCAAGCCCAGCCCCUCUGCGCCUGGACCUGUCAGAUCUCCUGGCACCCAAAGAGAGCCGGCAGGCAGAAGAGGAGGAGGAAGAGGACUCGGAGGACAGUGAGGAGUCUGAUGAGGAGCUGUGCUGCUAUAACAUCCAGGAGCAGAGCGAGGAGAGCGAAGAGGAACCCACUGCUGUACCCAUCGUGGUGGCCGAGAGCCACAGUGCCCGGAACCUGCGCAGUCUCCUCAAGAUGCCCAGCCUCAUGUCCCAGUCCUUCUGUGAGGACCUCGACCGCAAGAAGAAGGCCGUUUCCUUUUUUGACGAUGUUACCGUCUACCUCUUCGAUCAGGAAAGCCCCACUAGAGAACUCGGGGAGCAGCAGUUCCCUGAGAUGAAGGAAUCGGCUUCCUCAUUCCUGCCAAGCAGCCCCAGUUCCCUGAGCCCAUCUGACCGACUCAGUGCCGCAAACAAUUUCUCUGACAGGACUGCCUCUGAAGAGAGUGGUGGGUUCGAGUGGGAUGAUGACUUCCCACUAAUGCCAGCCAAGUCAUCUUUUGUGUCUUCACCGGGUUCUGGGAUGCCGGACUCCAUGCUGCCCAACCUACCGACCCCAGCGAAGCAGGUGCUGCCCGUCCAGUUUUCCCGCUUCACCGUGUCUCCCACCCCAGUCUCCCGAUUCUCUAUUACGCACGUCUCCGACUCAGACAUCGAGUCUGUAGGAGGAAGCAGUGAAGAUGGUGACAGAGAAUAACUUGGGCCUGGAAGGCACUUCGGAAUCUAUUGUGCCAGCGUGGCUCUGUGGACCAGGGCAAGAAGAGAUGCCCCUCCCAGCCCCAAGACAAAGCGGCGGAGGAGAUGGGGGGUGGGGUUGUCAAGAACUUGGCUCUAUUUUUUUAGACAGAUUUUAUCAGAGGCAUUUGGUUUGCUGCUAGCUCACAGAGAUAUCACUCCCAACCCCCCGCCUUCUGCCCCUUUGUCCGGUACAGGUGCAGCCAUGGAUGAUGGUCUAUGUGGACAUAUGAGCUUAAAGGCAUGCGGGUUUGUGUAUAAAUAUACAUAUAUAAAUGAUAGCGUUAAAGGGUAGACUUGCAGAAUCCUGCUCCCAUUCUUACCUUCCCCUCUUGAAGGGGAUCAAUACAACCCCUGUACUGCUUGCUCCUUCCUCUGGUCUGUGACUUCUCGGGGCUCACCCCUUCCUGCUGCCCCAGUGCCUAGUGAACCCCCGCUUCCUAGAGCUGUAGUGGGGACAGGAGCCUGUGUCUGCCGCUCCCAGGGCCUUCCUCUCUGCCCCUGCUCUCUUGGAUCCUGCUGUACAUACGUUGGAUUUCUGAACCUCCACCCUAGUGUCAUUCAAUAAUACUGUCUCCCUCGGCUUCCUAGUGGGACGUGUUUCUGCCUUGUCUCCUUCUACAACUCAGAUAGAUGGCUCCUAGCCCGACCUUCCCCAUCCUCCUACCCUCAUGCCUCCUUUCUGCCAGGAGCUGGGUCUGCUGGAAGAUGGGCCAAUGGGAGGGAGUCCUACAGCCCUUUCUUAGUGUUCUUGUUUUGUUUUGUUUUGUUUUUUAUUCCCAUGUUUUGUUUUGUUUUUGUCCCUUAAACCCUUCCCAAGCAGAAAUCUGGGCAACAUUUCCAGAACAGCUGUUGCUGUGGAGGGGGAAAGCAAAGGGUCUUUCCCUCUAGAAAGCAAGAUUUCCUCACCCCAGGGCCUUGGUGCUUUGGGACAAUGGGAAGGGGCAGGUGUCCCUGCCAGCACAGCCUCAUCAGGGAGACUAUGGGACUUCUGGGGUUCCCUAUCCUGCUACGGGUCCUAUUCUAGAGGUUGCUGGUGGGGAGCAAGAGCAGAGGGGGAAUUUGGGGCAACCUCUCUACAGGGCACACAGACAAUACGUGGGAGAGCUUCCUAGGCUAACUGCCCUGGUCUGCCAAAGAGAGCAAGGAGGGAAAUCCUCCCACUCGACUGUCCAUUUCCAUGUUCAGUUUUGGGAAUCUUCUUCCUCCUUGCUCAGGGGCCAAGGAACAGUUGGAGGGCAGGGUAAUAGCAAAUGGGGCUCGGCGGGAAUAUUUUUAUAAUGGUGAAUGCAGAGAGAAUGGGACCAUGAUAAUUUUAAGUUAUUGUUGCCAAAGAGAUGUGAAGAGUUUAUUGAAGGGGUGGGGGUGGGAGUGGGCAAGGGUGGGGUGGGAAGGGGCCUUAUUUUUGGUUUAUCCUUUUUUUUUUUUAAAUUAUUCGUUUGAGGCUUAGAAUGCUGGUGCAAUGAUUUUUCCCCCUUUAUUUAAAAAGAAAUUAAGCUAAGAAAAAAGCCUUUAAGCCAAGAGUGUGUUCUCCUUUGGGGCCAAUAGACCAACCCCUGUAGGGUCACAGCCUUGGGAGAUGAGAGUGGGAAGAAGGGUAGGCGAAUGAUAAAACAUGCAUGUGUGUAUGCCCACAUUGUGCAAGAACAUUGUGGGGGAGAGUACAACAUAGCUUUCUGUGGGUGGGUGGCUGCCACAUGUUCCAGCAUGUGUGUGUAGUAGGUACAGCUAGGCCUUGUGUGAGCCUCUAGGGCAAUGCCAGCCUUACCUACAGGGUGUAUGUGUGUGAGGUGCAGAGCAUCCUACCUGGGGUGGGGGUAGACCAUUGAAUGUUUUUCCAUGAUGUGUUUGUGUUCUGGUAUGAUUCAAACAUGUGAUAGCUUAAAAGUUCAGCCCAGCUAGCAUCUGUUUCUAGAAAGUUAAGAGACAUAGAACUCUCAGAUGCUUUCGAUGUUUCUGAAGACAGGCCUUUCCCAGCCCCUACAUAUGCCAGGCUCUGAGUCUCUAGGCACUAUUAACUCAGUGUCCCCCUUGCUGUCCCUGAAAGUCCCAGAGGCAUCCUCUGAUGGUGGGAGGGAGGGAAGGAAUGGGACGACCCCCACUGAAGAGUCUGAGAAGAGGCAGAGAGCCUGACUGCACUUUUAAUGGCUGUGGGUAAAAUGAGGCAACAGAAAGCAUGUCUCCCUCCUCUGAUGGAUGAAAUGGUUAGGGAUGUUAAUCACAGGUCAAUCAAACCAGCUCCCGAGUUUCCCCUUUGCUGGAGAGACAGCCCUGGUCUCCACAUACCCUCUUCCCCUAGUCAGGCUGGACCCUCCAGUGUCUCCCUUCUGAGAGUGCUCUAACUUCGAUAUCUGUACCCAAAGGGCAGCUGUGGCCGUCUUCUCUCCAGCUUUCCCUUCUUUGAACUAAACCAUCC